AUUCUGUCUACAUCGCAACCCAAACAUGACUUCUGCCGACCCUCGCUUCACGACAGAUGCUCGAUUUUCCAGCGAAGCUCAGGCUGGGUCAUCCAAGUCACAGGAAGCGCAUAAUGAAGAGGAACCAAUAAAUGAUCAUAACAUCUCCGGAGAUGAGCACAGUGGCUCAGAGGCGAGCUCUGCAGACAGCCUAGGAGAAGGAAUGAAACCCGAGGGCUUCGCUGGCCCUUCGCAAGAGGUGGUCAAGCCUCUCACGCCCGAGGCGUUGGCUGCUUUCAAAGCUGCACAAGAGAAGACUGGCGUCAUCUACAUCUCUCGCAUCCCCCCUGGGAUGCAGCCCACGAAAGUGAGACAUAUCAUGAGCGCAUAUGGACAUGUCGGAAGGGUGUAUUUGCAGCAAGAAGACCCUAAGCAGGCGUACCUGCGGCGAAAGUAUACCACAACGAAAAAAGCGCAUUUUACGGAAGGUUGGGUAGAGUUCAAGGACAAGCGGGUUGCUCGCUCCGUCGCCGAAAUGUUGAACGCGCAGCCCAUUGGAGGAAGGAAGGGAACACGGUGGAGGGACGAUGUUUGGACUAUGAAGUAUUUGCCCAAGUUCAAGUGGAACAUGUUGACGGAGCAGAUUGCACAUGAAGCUGCUAUGCAUGCUGCUCAGCUGCGCGUAGAGUUGUCUCAGUCGCGCCGCGAGCAGCAUGAAUAUCUGAAAAAUGUUGAGCUCGCACGAGUGCUGGGCAAGCGAGCUGAGCGGAAACGUAAAAUAGGAGAGCCCGAAAAGGAAAGUGCGGCAGAAGCCGCAAAUCGGCCGCGCGAUGACAAAGGCGGAACGCAGACAAAAAACGCAGAGAAACCACGAAAAAAGCAAAAGAAAGUGGGCGAGGACGGUAGUACAGAUAGACAGCUCGACAGCGUGUUGCACAGUAUUUUCUGAAAUGUAUAUUGACUCGCGAGGAU
This is a messenger RNA of Laetiporus sulphureus 93-53, 951 nucleotides long. RefSeq lists its product as uncharacterized. Gene Ontology annotation, cellular component: nucleolus. The coding region runs from base 26 to 928 and encodes 300 amino acids. The transcript has 3 exons. The record is from RefSeq and is a predicted model, not a curated record. Gene Ontology annotation, molecular function: RNA binding. Gene Ontology annotation, biological process: endonucleolytic cleavage in 5'-ETS of tricistronic rRNA transcript (SSU-rRNA, 5.8S rRNA, LSU-rRNA); endonucleolytic cleavage to generate mature 5'-end of SSU-rRNA from (SSU-rRNA, 5.8S rRNA, LSU-rRNA); endonucleolytic cleavage in ITS1 to separate SSU-rRNA from 5.8S rRNA and LSU-rRNA from tricistronic rRNA transcript (SSU-rRNA, 5.8S rRNA, LSU-rRNA). Lineage: Eukaryota; Fungi; Basidiomycota; Agaricomycetes; Polyporales; Laetiporaceae.